Messenger RNA from Homalodisca vitripennis (glassy-winged sharpshooter), 1765 nucleotides. RefSeq names its product putative transferase CAF17 homolog, mitochondrial. Gene Ontology annotation, molecular function: protein binding. Bases 269 to 1396 code for a protein of 375 amino acids. NCBI's taxonomy places the organism in Eukaryota, Metazoa, Arthropoda, Insecta, Hemiptera, Cicadellidae. Gene Ontology annotation, cellular component: mitochondrial matrix. The record is from RefSeq and is a predicted model, not a curated record. The transcript is spliced from 3 exons.
AGUGUUUGUUGCACCAGUUUGAGCUGAGCAGACUGCACUGCUGUUACUUUGACUUUUGUUAAGAAUUCCGAAUUCCGGUAGUUGUAAGUUUUAAUUCAGCUGAAUAUUUCACAACAAUGGUUUAAAACAUUUUAGUGAUUUAGUAAUAGUCUCCAAUAACUGAGGAAGAAUCAGUUGUACUACAUGAUUUUUGUCAUAAUAUGAGAGCAGAACUACAUCUAUGACUAGGAUUUUAUAAGAUACCUACCGAAGAAGCAAGCAGUCCAAAAUGAUUCUGAAUAGAGUAAAACUGAAUUGUGUCAGAUCACUAAUGAAAACUGAAUUCACAAAUGUUUUCAAUAAAACGCACCAGAGGCUAUUGAACAUUUCAUGCCAAGCUGAGCUGUUGAAGACACGUGGUUUAGUGAGAGUGAGUGGGGGGGAUGAUGUUUUACCCUUCUUACAAGGUAUUGUGACUAAUGAUAUGAGACAUUUACAAGAAAAUGGUAAAAGUUUAUUUUCAAUGUUUCUCAACACCAAAGGAAGAGUACUCUAUGACUCAAUAAUUUACAAGACAAAUGAAGAGAACACUUAUUUUGUGGAGUGUGACAGUCAAGGACUCAGUGACCUUGUGAGGCAUCUGAAGAUGUAUCGAGUGCGGAGAAAAAUAAAUAUUGACUCUAUAGAUAAUGAAUAUAAAGUAUGGGCUCUUUUCAAUCCUAUAUCAAUUGAAAUUUCAACUAAUACCAUUAACAGCCUAAAACAAGAACAAAUUGUACCAUGUACUUUACCUAAUCUUGAAGAUAAAGCGGGACUUACAUUUUUAAAUGAUUUGGUUCUUGAUAGUGCUUUAGUUUAUGCAGAUCCAAGAUUAUCGAGUUUGGGUAGUAGAGUCAUUGCUCCAGAUGGUGAAAAUAUAGUGGAUGCUGUACAAAAAGCUGGUGUCAAAGUAGAAACUUCUUCACCAUAUUCGUAUCGCAUGUUCCGAUACAGGUUAGGAGUGGGUGAGGGCACCGAAGAGUUACCGAUUGGGAAAUGCUUCCCUUUAGAGGUAAAUUGUGAUUAUCUCCAUGGAGUCAGUUUCCACAAAGGCUGUUAUAUCGGGCAGGAGCUCACAGCUCGAACUCACCACACUGGAGUUGUCAGGAAACGGUUAAUGCCUCUGUUGUUGGAAUCAGAAGUGACGAGCGGGAACUUUCCUGUUGACACACCCAUCGAGGCUGCUGCAGGAGAUAGGAAAACUGCAAUUGGUAAACUCAGGGGAGUGGAGAAGAAUUGUGCUUUAGGUCUGAUGAGAAUUGCAGAAGCACUAGAAGUGCACAAGUUGAAAGUUAGAAAUAUUGAGGGUGAAACAGUUAGGCCUUUUUGGUGGCCCCAGGAACUGUCCAAGGAAAGGGUGGAUACUGGAAGGAGUUGACAAAUCACAAGAGAGUGAAGAUGUCUGAGAUCAACUUAGCCAGAGAAGUAGAGCCAGAGGCAGAGUUCAGAUGUACGGCAUGUGGACUAUCAGAGAACUACGAUUACAAAGGGAAACAGCCCCCAUUCUCUAAACUGAUCAACAUGUCUAAUGAAUGUUAUGUCAUGAAAGAUCCAUUCUCACCACCCAACAGAGGACAGUUUCUUGAUACUUGGUAGUGACUGUACUUUGUGUAAGAAACCAUUUUGUCAAGCAACUGACUGUAGUUUCUUUUAUAUUAACUUUUAUUGCCUGCAUUGUGCUUUACAGAAUAUCAAUCUGUUUCCUCCUCAGUUUCAUGUCAGAUUAAAUAAAUGUAGAAAGUAAGAA